Messenger RNA from Arachis ipaensis, 1309 nucleotides. Lineage: Eukaryota; Viridiplantae; Streptophyta; Magnoliopsida; Fabales; Fabaceae. The record is from RefSeq and is a predicted model, not a curated record.
AGAAGGGUCCAAUAGUUCAAUUCUUUCGGCUUCAAAAUUCAAAUUCAAUCAUGGUUUCAUCUUCAUACUAUUAUUGAUAAUUAUAAUAUUAUAGGAAAUAUUAUUUAUAUUAAUGGAAUACCUUGUGUGUCCUUUGGAUACUUUUGAGAUGGAUGUGAUAGAAAAAUAUCUGGCCCACCAUAUCCUUCAGUGUAAGGUAGUGAAUUUUCCCCUACUAGAACAAUCCUACAAAAGUUCAAGCCAUCCAAAAAUGAAAAACACCAAAAUUACCAAGAUAUUUAUCCACAAGGUUGAUGCAGAUAUUUAUGAUCAUCAAAUAGGGAUUAAGACAUGCAGAAAAUUGAAAGAAGAUCUUUGUAUUCAGUUUCAGCUCUAAUAAGAAGUGAAUGAAGCUUUGCACAAAAUUGAACUCAUCAUAGCAUGGAUAACAGAGAUUCAGAGGACAUCAACGAAUGGCAAGAAAUAGAACCAGGUCUCAGAUGGGGCAUGGUGACGGUCAACGAUGACUACCUUCAGGUUCCCGUUGACCAAUCCUCUUCAACUGACGACCCUCCAAUUCACCAUCAACAAGCAUCGUCGUCAGAAACUGUUUCGACGGCGGCGUCGGAGGACGACAACGGAGCUUCGUCGCCGUCGUCCGUUGAAGGUGAUACGGCAGUGACGGCGGAGGCGCCUGCACCGUCGGAUUGGAGGAUUAGGGUUGCGAAUGAAGGAAGGAAGCUAUUGAAGCUGCGGUUAGAGGCUGCGAGAAACGGCGUCGUUCGUGUGGCUUCCAUGGUUCGUGAAUGUGUGGUGUGUGUGGGUACGUUUUGGUCAGUCACGUGCGUGUUUGGAGUGGCUGCGGCGGUUCUGGUUGCGGUGGUUUCCGUGGGGUUUCGGCGGCGGAGGAGGAGAAGGGUUGACCGUCGACGGAGCGUAGAGGAACUGGUUGAUCUUUUGAGGGAGAAAGACGAGAUGAUUUAUUGUGAUCUGCUCUUACUUUAAAAGAUAUACGGUUAAUGUGGAAGACAUUACCCUAAUUAUAUAUCUGGUGCAGAAAAUUGGGCAACUCUUGAUUCAAAUUGCACAAUUGAAUGAAGCAUUGUCCUCACGUCGCAAGGUUCCAGUGCUCCGAAUCAGCAGCUGAAUAUACAUUGCAAGGCCAACCAGCCUGAUGAGUUUUGUAGUGCUACUUUGGACUUUACACUUUAGUUUUCUUCUUUUUAUAUGAAAAACUGUAUGUUAUGGCUUGAAACUUGGCCGCAUGUCAACGUUACAUUUUAAGAAUCUUAUAUUCUUAUAUAAAUAUAGUUCUAUUUGUUAUCAUUAA